AUGAGCGGAGCCAUGACGGCGGCGUAUUUAGCUCGAAGAGUAGCGCAAAAGGAGAAAGUCCGGAUCCUCAACCGUCGUGCCCUUAAAGACACCCUCAACUGGGCCGUCCAUCGCCACCUCUUCCAUCAAGAUGCCUCUGACCUUCGCGAGAAAUUCGAAGCUAACAAGCAUGUGGAAGAUCCUGAUACAGUUGACAAAAUGAUAGCUGCAGGUGAAGCAGCUUAUAGUAAGUGGCGGCAUCCUGAUCCUUAUAUCGUUCCAUGGGCUCCUGGUGGUUCCAAGUUUACUAGAAAUCCUGUUCCACCAUCUGGGAUUGAGAUUGUUUAUGAUUAUGAUUAUGGUCGAGAAGACAACGACUAAAACAUACACCUUUCCUUUCCAAAGAAAUAAAGAUUAGCCAUAUUCUUUUGUUAUAUAGAAUUCACAUCAUCUGUUAUAUAAUUUACUCACUAUUUGUUUUGCCUCUACUCUCAAAUAACUGGCUACUGAUGGCUUGCACUUUUCUAAAAAUGUUUAGCUGCUAAAAUAGCUUGGAUUUAAUUGAAAAUACAUUUUAUGCCAAGAGAGCUCUCCACCUGCAUAGCAGGUUGGAAGUGAACAAUGUGUUAGUUUGUCACAAAAUUGGGUUUUUUGGCGAUGAUAACUUUACGUGUUAAGUCUCCUCCUAAUCUGUAAUGAUGUUUUCUCUAAGGUUCCAAUCCAAUGCACGAUCAUUUAGGUAGUGAUUAGAAGAGUCUCUUUCCCCCAGUCUACCCAUUUGGUUGCUUCUUUAAUGUUGAACCUUUUUAAUUUCCGGUUGACGCAGGUCUAGAGGUUCCUUGAAUGUAAUGAAGGAUCAAAAGGGAAAUGAGCUGAAGCGUGAAUAACAUUCAUGUUGGUGCUUCUUUUGCACUUGUUGCAAUGUGCAAGUGUUUGGGUUUCUUUUUAUUAGAUAAUUGUUCAGAUUGAUUGAAGUAGGAAGAUCAUGAAUCCUUUCUUGUGAAAACUAUUUUUGUCAAAAUUUUACAUGCAUCUUUUUGUCUACUUGGCUACUGCAUUUAGACCUGGCAAUUCAUUUGUGUUUGUAUUAUUACAUUCAAAUUGUGUUUAAUUUUUUAUUACAAUAAUAAUUUUUGUUAAAUGGAUUUUGACAA
This is a messenger RNA of Gossypium raimondii (Peruvian cotton), 1133 nucleotides long. RefSeq names its product NADH dehydrogenase [ubiquinone] 1 beta subcomplex subunit 9. The record is from RefSeq and is a predicted model, not a curated record. Gene Ontology annotation, biological process: mitochondrial electron transport, NADH to ubiquinone. The transcript has 5 exons. NCBI's taxonomy places the organism in Eukaryota, Viridiplantae, Streptophyta, Magnoliopsida, Malvales, Malvaceae. The coding region runs from base 1 to 360 and encodes 119 amino acids.